Camelina sativa (false flax) is the source of this 980-nucleotide messenger RNA. Lineage: Eukaryota; Viridiplantae; Streptophyta; Magnoliopsida; Brassicales; Brassicaceae. The record is from RefSeq and is a predicted model, not a curated record.
UGUUUCAAUCAAAUUCUAUGUUAUUAUUCGUUUCGACCGACGGGACCUUCGUCGAGUACUGCUCCCUCCAACACUCUCUUUCGACUAUUUUAUUUUCGUAAAACCAACCAUCCUUUAAAAUGAUUAACCUCUAAACAAAUCCUUAAAGUCACGUUUGAUUCUCUCAAUUAUUUUCCUCCUUUAACACUCUUUUAUAAGUUUAUUACUUUAUUAUUAUUUAAAAAAAUAAAUCAACAUUGAAAACCCCUUAAAACCACAUCACACUCCAAAAACCCAUCAUUCAAACAAAGACAAAAACAAAAACCAUUUUACUAACAAAAAAAACUAAAAAAGAAAAAGAAAACAGAGAGCAUGAAACAAAACCAGAACAAGUUCUUGAGGAUAAUCUCAACGCCUCUUCGAGCUUUAGGCAAGGCACGUGAUCUUUACGUGAGAAGCAUCACCGGUUGUGCAGCUAAGACUCACUAUUCCUCCUCCGCCUCAGUCUCAGCUUCUUUUGGUAGGAGCCGGAGCUCCUCCUCCGCCGCCUUCUCAUCCUCCGCGUCUUCCCGGAGAACCACAGAUUUCGGGAUAGAUGAAGAUUACAGCGAGCUAGUGAGAGCAGCGUCGGUAAGGAGUUUAGGGCACAAGAGUGAGAUAGACAUGUUGAUACAAGAGAAGCUGCAGCAGCAGAAGCAACAGAGGCAAGGAGGAGGGUUGCCUAAGAGCUCGAGCGUUGGGAUGGCGAGGAUAGAGGAAGAUGAAGAAGCAGAGGAAGGAUCUGUGAAUCCCAAGAUGAAGAAGGCUAAGAAAGUCUCUGAUCUUUUGUAUCCUCGUAGCAAAUCCUACGCUGUUACUAGCAGCCCUAAAUUGUAAUUUCUUCUUCUUGAUUUUAAUUAGUAUCUUUUGUGGAUUGAUUUAUCAUUUUUUUAUAGCUCCCUUUUGUGCUUCGUGAAUAAUGAUAUUAGAAGUAGCUAAACCUACUCUCGCUUCAACUCUUA